This is a messenger RNA of Cylicocyclus nassatus, 3321 nucleotides long. The record is from the annotation of a GenBank genome assembly. NCBI's taxonomy places the organism in Eukaryota, Metazoa, Nematoda, Chromadorea, Rhabditida, Strongylidae.
AUGUCGCUUCUUGGAAGCUAUAAAGCCCGCAUCACCAAGGCCGCCAAAGCACUUCGUGAGAAGAUCUCGGAAGUCGACGAGGCCAUCCUACAACCGUUGGAUCCUGCUGCGGAGGCAAGUAAGGAUCCUCACUUUAUUUUGAGUCAUAAGAGUUUACUUUAUUUGAGAUUUACUUUGAUUGAUCGUGCUGUUGCGCAUCUCCGCGCCCAGAGAGAGAAAGCCGAAGAGUUUGCUCGUCAAAAUCCUGACGAGCAGGGCGAGUUUCCUUUCCUUCACCAGAUCCAGAGUCAUUGGGACGCUGGUGAACUGGAUCAACUCGUGGAGGAGGCUGACACUCUUCACGCUCGUCUUGAUAUUGCGAUCAAACUCUUACCGAGCUCGGAAGCUUUGUUUUCCAUUCGUACUCCGGUUGUUCCUCCCUCUUUCUCUUCUGUUAAUUUUUCACCUCAUCCGACCCAAGACCCUGCGACCGAUCAGCCCGCGCAGGAUGCAAGAGCGGAAAUCGCGAGCCACUCUUCAUCUAAGGAUCAGGAUCGUUCAUCAGAACCUGACCUUGUCGCGCCAGCUGAUACGCUGCCACCGCGCGCUUCAAGCGCUACCCAGGGAUUCGGCGUUCCCCCCAAUCACCCCCCAAACCCCCCAACUUUUGGUAACCCCUUCAUUACCUCUUCUUGCCCCCAGUCGAAUCCAUUCGCAGCAUCGGCUGCUCUCCCCAACCCUACUUCUACCCAAUCUUCGGUGGAACAAUCGUUGAAGCUACCGAGCUUCGAGAUUCCGACUUUUCACGGCGACAUCGACAGUUUUUACGAGUUUUGGGACCUUUUUUCUACGGCCGUGCACAAUAACACCAGUGUACCAGUGCCAGUUAAGUUCAUGUACUUGAAGUCCCAUCUACGUGGACCCGCCGCGAACAUCAUCGCCGGCUUUCAAUCAACGGUUGAGAAUUACGAUGACGCAGUACGUAUCCUAACCAACACGUAUGGUCGCCCGGAGAUCCUACGCAAUAAGCUAUGGGACAAGCUCUUGCAGUUACCACCUGCCUCAGAGUCGCCGCAGUCACAACGCGCGACACUUUGUGCUGUAAGAGCCACGUGGACCCAGCUUCAACAUCUCAAAGAGGACUCUAGUGCGAUAGGCACACUUAGGAUCAUUCGUGCCAAGUUUCCUCGGCGUACUCGUGAGAGAAUUGGCGAAUUUAAGAAUAAGGGAGAUCCGAUGUGGACAGUAGAUGAGUUGCUUAAUACGUUGGACACCAUCAUCGAUAGAUUGGAGAACAUAGAGGACGCAGACCCUUCGGACUAUCACUCCUACAAUUCUCAAUCAGUUGUUCGUCAAUACUCUCUUUCUCCCCGUAGAUAUCCGAGCGAGAAUCGGACAGGUGAAGCGUUUACGCGCUAUCGUACACCAUCGCGAUCAAAGCGUUCGCCGUCGCGCUCGCUGUCCCCUCGCAGUAGACAUGAGAGAUCAUCAUCACCCCACUACCCUAGGCGCGCGUCGUACAGCCCUACUAGAUCGCGACGUGGAGCACCAUCUGAUGUGCAGUGUGCCUUCUGUCACAACUUUGGACAUCUACCAGACCGCUGUAGAACCAUCCCGGAUGCUAGGCAGCGAAGAGUGUUUGUCAGUCGUCAUAAGCUUUGUUGGUUGUGUUUGCAACCUGACCAUACUUACAUUGACUGUGACGAGCCUCUUUGUCCAUAUUGUAGCAAGAUACAUCAUAGGUCACUCUGCCUCGAAACUUUAUCCGUACCGCGAUCGCCAAGUCCAUCGCCUAGGCAACGUUAUCAGGACUCGCAUAGAUCCCAAUCGCCAAGACGUGUUCAAUUUUCUGAGGAAGCCUAUAGACCGUCAUCUCGUACAAGCACCCGUGCAUCUUCGCGCGGUUUUCAGUCCAGGUCACCACCACCAUCUAAGAAUAGGUUUUCUCCUACACCAUCUAGGCGUACUUCACUAUCGCGAAGGUCGCGCAGUCCUACGUCCGCAGUACACAGCGCUAACUGUGCCCUUGACGUGCAUGGAACUACCAAUGAUACACGAUCUGACUCUCCUGACGAUCAUUCUCCAGCUCGCACGGAUGUGCAUCCGCCUUCUUCUUGUACAUCUGUCUGUCAUGAUCAGUCAACACCUCAGGAGCCCCGCCUAAUGGUAGUCCACGCCGUAACUAGGAAUCAUAAGACCAACAAGAGCGAACUACUCACGGUGUUCUUGGAUAGUGGUUCGCAGUAUAGCUUUAUUUGCACCGCGUUGGCCAAACAUCUGGGCCUUUUAUUCAGGAAUACCAGGACUAUCACUACUCUGACGUUCGGAGGACAUCAGUAUACGGAAGAAUCGUCAGAGGUCACUCUUACACUUUGGGACCAAUACGACUACCCGAUCCAACUCGAGCUAUGGACGCGCGAGAAGAUCACGACAGUCCCACGGACUAAUAACUGUUACGACAGCACCAUCGUCGAUCCUGCAGAUAGAGUGGAAGUUGACGUGCUUUUAGGAAUAGACAACUAUUGGCGUGUUGUAGAUCUGCACAGGAAUGAGAAGUUACCAUCAGGACUCAUCCUGUCGCACACAAGGUUCGGACCAGUUUUAUCUGGCAUACAGCACCCGGUUGUUUCUAACACCCUUUCAACUAUCCACAAUUUCUCGGACGAAGACGAGCCAGAGAGCGAACGAUCAAUACGUAGCUUUCUCGGCCUCGACGUACUCGGAUUAGACGAAGGCGAAGAUGUGGAUGCCGACGUCAUCAGGCAGUUUUAUAGCAAGAUAGAGGCCAUUCUCAACACCAGACCUCUUUUUCCGGUGAAUUCAUCCGAUCCGGAUACGAAUGUGGCCAUAAGACCUAUCGACUUGAUUACUUCGGAUUUUCAAGUGGCACGUUUGACCGGCAAUAUACCUCAGAAGAUCGCUAACGCAUCGAGCGAAAGUUAUCGAGCGCUCCGUACGCGCUACAAGUCCCUACAGGAAGACUUAGACCAUUUCUGGCAACUUUGGCAGACGGAAUAUCUCGACGCUUUGGCUCAAAGACAAGUCAUACGCACGAACGGUCAGUCUAGCAAGAAACCACCCCGAGUAGGAGAAGUAGUGCUCGUCAAACAGGACGCGCAUCGAUCAACGUGGCCACUAGCACUCAUUCUGGAACUUUACACUUCAUCUGAUGGCAAUAUUAGAUCAGCCAAGAUUAGGACUGCCAAAAAGAAGAUAUUGGAACGUUCAAUCAACCAUCUGGUACCCCUGGAGAUAGUGGCAGAUGAGGAGACCAUCCCGGAGCGAGGUUACGAACAGCACGUUGCAGUAAAGGAUACCCUUCGUGGAACAUCUAAAGAGUGA